AGUGAAGAGAACGCACAGCCUGUGCUCGGACCCCUACAACGAACCUAGUACUUUUGUUUUCCCCAAUGGAUCCUGGAGCAUGUUUGCGUUGGAAGGGACUUUGAAUAAUGUUGCCUUAAUUUGGACACCUUCGAUUAGGAUUUUUACUGAAGUUUGGUCCAAACAACUUUGAAAAGUUGCAAAGAUGACUGUGACCUAAUCCGGACAGUGCAUUCAUCUUGUGGAGAAAGUAGCCCUACAGCCAGGCAUCGGGAGUUCAAGUCCUGUCCCCGCUUGUCCCGUGGGACCUCAAAGUGGUCGUGAUGGUGUGCCUUCUCCACUGCGUCCUACUCGGAUAUUUCACUUGGAAUCUGCGGAUAUCGGACGCACAGGGGGAGUACUGUCACGGCUGGUUGGACGCUAAUGGGAAUUAUCAUGACGGCUUCCAGUGCCCGGAGGACUUCGACACCACAGACGCCACUGUGUGCUGCGGGACCUGCUCCCUGCGCUACUGCUGCGCGGCCCCGGACGCACGGCUGGACCAGGGCAGCUGCACCAACGACAGGGAGACAGACAACACAGAGUUCGCUGCACAGCCGGUGUACGUGCCCUUCUUGAUGGUGGGCAGUAUCUUCAUCGCCUUCGUCAUAGUGGGGUCUCUGGUGGCCGUUUACUGCUGUACGUGCCUUCGGCCUAAGCAGCCCACGCAGCAGCCCAUCCGCUUCUCUCUGCGCAGCUGUCAGGGUGAGACCAUCCCCAUGAUCCUGACAACGGGGCCCCCCCUGCGAGCUCCAUCUCGCCAGUCCAGCACAGCCACCACCAGCUCCAGCUCGGCCGGAGGAGGCAGCUCCAUGCGCCGCUUCUCCCUGGGGGGUCAGGGCUCUCAGCAGCAGCACGGGUGUCUGGUUUCUGCCACAGUGUCCUCAUCAGCGUCAACCCCAACACAGACUCCACCUCCUCCACCCCCGUACACCUCCCCUCCGGCCCCUGUGCCCCCCAGCCUGCCCCCCAGUCACGCUCACCCCCCUCUGCAGCUGCACCAGCACACCCCCGGGUUCCUCUUGCCCCAGCAGUACUUCUUCCCCCUCCAGCCCGACACCUUCACUGUCGCCAAAGGCUUUGCCGACUUUGGGCAGAGCUGACAGAGCGCAGGCAUGUUACAAGACAAACAGCUACCUUGUGUGCCAGAACCCAAUCAAUCUGUCACGUGUUUCUGUCAAUCAAUCAGAGGUGGAAUAUUUAAAUUUACUUGACUUUCUCUCAUAUGAAAGCAAAUCUGAUAUGGUUAUUUUUGGUUAGCACUUGCUUUUGGUUCGGAAAAGAUCCCACUACUACAGGCCACAGAAACAAACACUGCUUAUUCAGUCUCUCAGUAAGUGCUCUUGUUCUUGUAAUAUUUUGAGUAGGGCUUAAGUCACGUCUGGAAAGUAUAUUUGAGUCUAUCCCAACAUCUCCCAUAUCUAACCAGCAUAGAUAACACUGCUAUCUUGCCAAUAUUUCGGUAUUGAUGGGUUUACAGAAACACCUUACUGGACCUUUUACCUGGUGACAGGGCUGGAGCAGAUGGAGGAGGACCUGAGGACCCAAAGUGUUUGUCUAAUGCACUUUUCCACCACACUGAAGCUCUCUGGAUCACCAUCAUCCAAGCACUCACUAAACAGUCCACAUGGAACAGUUACAUAUCAUAUAUUUUACCUUUUGAUAUCAGAUUUGGAGUUUUUGCCACUCCUGAGAAUAUGCCAUUAAAUGACAUUGUUACAUCAGGGAAUGAGUCUUUGACAAUCACACAUCUUUCUAAAGGGAGGAUGACUGCCACACAAUGGAAGAUAAAUGUGGACUUGGUUAACAUUGUACAGAGUGGGGUUGUCAGAAUGGUUCCCAAAAUUGAUGAAUAAAAUGUCUCUUUCUACUCUUGUGUGCUGUGGAGUAACACUAAACCGGAUGACAGGAGGUGGAAGUUAGUGUAUCCUGAAUGAAAGGAAACCGCACUCCGACUCUUUACCUGUCGCUGAGUCUUCUUGCGCCACAUUUCCCACCAGGAAUGUGGCGCUCAGAUCAGUCAUUGUAAGUGUUCAAUGAGCAUCUCAUGGUCACAGUGUUAAAAACAACUCAUCCCAGAAAUAGAGGUUUAGGUUGCACCAACAGGUAUCACCAAGCCUGGACAAAGAAUACUGUGUUUCCUGGUCAUUUAACUGUGAAAUAGUGCUGCCCAUCAGCACCUGGUCAGUCUUACACACAGUUGUGCCCUGUGGGGUUUAAAC
Periophthalmus magnuspinnatus is the source of this 2240-nucleotide messenger RNA. It is a transcript of the gene shisa3, whose product is annotated as shisa family member 3. The record is from RefSeq and is a predicted model, not a curated record. Lineage: Eukaryota; Metazoa; Chordata; Actinopteri; Gobiiformes; Gobiidae. The coding region runs from base 303 to 1121 and encodes 272 amino acids. The transcript has 2 exons.